AUGGUCACAGAGCCCAAGUCCGGCCAGUGGGAGGAUGACUCAGGGACGGCCCCGGCCAUGAGCAGCAAGGAGCCGACCACCACCUUCUGUAUGCUCAUCCCCAGGAUGCCCCAGUGGAAAUUCGCGGGCCCCUCGGGCUUCCUCAGCCGCAGCCCGUCCAGCGCCAGCAAGGAUCUGGCCCCCGCCAAAGUGGGGGGCCCGGGGGAGGCUCCCCCGACCCCGGGGUCGGGCUUGGCCGCCGUGCUGAGCGCCUGCGAGCCCGUCUGCUCCACCCCAUGCUCCUUGCAGGUUAUGAGCCGGUUCAGGGGCAGCGGAGGGGCCAGGAAGGCCUCCCGGGUGGAGGGGGUGAAACUGGCCGGGAACGAGUGGAAUCGCAAAGGAAGCUUCAUCCAUAAGCCCGCCCAGGGCUGGCUGCACCCAGACGAGAGAGUGCUGGGCCCGGGGGUCUCCUAUAUCGUUCGGUACAUGGGCUGCAUCGAGGUGCUCCGCUCCAUGAGGUCCUUGGACUUCAACACUCGCACCCAGGUCACCAGGGAAGCCAUCAACAGACUGUACGAGGCAGUACCGGGGGUCAAAGGCACCUGGAAGAAGAAGGCUCCCAACAAAGCUCUAUUCUCUAUCCUGGGGAAAAGUAACCUCCGCUUUGCUGGCAUGAGCAUCGCUGUCAACAUCUCCAUCGAUGGGCUCAACCUCAUGGUACCCACCACCCGUCAGAUCAUUGCUAACCAUCACAUGCAGUCCAUCUCCUUCGCCUCCGGUGGGGACACGGAUAUGGCGGAUUAUGUGGCGUACGUGGCGAAGGAUCCCAUUAAUCAGAGAGCCUGCCACAUCCUGGAGUGCUGCGAAGCCCAGAGCGUCAUCAGCACCGUGGGACAGGCCUUUGAGUUGCGCUUCAAGCAGUAUCUGCACAGCCCCCCCAAAGUUGUCGUCCCCCCCGAAAGGAUGACAGGGACUGAGGAGUCGGCCUGGGGGGAGGAGGACGAGCCGGCUGAGCAUGACUACUACAACAGCAUUCCGGGCAAGGAGCCUCCUCUCGGGGGUCUCGUCGAUUCACGGCUCCGGCCAUCCGGCCAUGGCCACACCCAGCCGCCAGGCUCCGGCUCCUUCGGCCAGCUGGGAUCGCCCGCCCGACGAGAUCAGAGUACCCAUCCCGCCCUCCACUGGGACCUCAGCCUCCAUGGCCAGACCUGCGACGGCUACCUCAAUGCCGACAGCCGGGCCCUGGGCUUGCGGGACUAUGAAGAACACAUGUAUGUGAACACUCAGAGCUGGGAGGUAGAGGCCAGAGCAUCUGAGGAGAGCCCCAAGAAGGACUUGUUUGACAUGAAGCCCUUCGAAGAUGCCCUGAAACUUCAUGAAUGUACAGUGGCUGGGGGGCCGUUGGGCAGCACCCUGCCCAUCGAGGACCAGUGGCCCAGCCCACCCACCCGCCGCGCCCCCAUCGCCCCCACAGAAGAACAGCUCCGACAGGAGCCAUGGUACCAUGGCAAGAUGAGCCGGAGGGAUGCGGAGAAGCUGCUCCGGGCGGACGGGGACUUCCUGGUGAGGGACAGCAUCACCAACCCUGGGCAGUAUGUCCUGACGGGAAUGCACGGAGGGCAGCCCAAGCACCUGCUCCUGGUGGACCCUGAGGGUGUGGUCCGGACGAAGGACGUGCUGUUUGAGAGCAUCAGCCACCUGAUCGACUAUCACUUACAAAACGGACAGCCCAUCGUAGCAGCCGAGAGCGAGCUGCACUUGCGGGACAUGGUGAAGCGGGAGUCCUGAGUUGGGGCCCAGGCUUCGGACCGAUCGUCGCUCUCCGUCGGCCCGUGGGCACGGAGCCGCCCCCCGUCCCUUUGCAUGAGCCGAAGGGGCCAUCGCGUAAGCGGGGCCGGCCGGCCAGGACGUCAGGGAAACCCCCCGCCCCCCCACCCCGAGUGCGUUCACCGGAGUGAACACGCACGCACCAAAGAUGCAUCCUUUUCUGACUUUUUGUAUAGACGAUCAUUAUUCUGGAUGAGAAUCCAUCUUCAGAGUCA
Molecule: messenger RNA, 2021 nt
Organism: Ornithorhynchus anatinus (platypus)
Lineage: Eukaryota; Metazoa; Chordata; Mammalia; Monotremata; Ornithorhynchidae
Gene: SHC2
Product: SHC adaptor protein 2
Exons: 14
Coding region: 1-1767 (588 amino acids)
Biological process (GO): intracellular signal transduction; cell surface receptor protein tyrosine kinase signaling pathway
Cellular component (GO): plasma membrane
Molecular function (GO): receptor tyrosine kinase binding
Source: RefSeq, a predicted model, not a curated record